Tachyglossus aculeatus (Australian echidna) is the source of this 5192-nucleotide messenger RNA. It is a transcript of the gene SNED1, whose product is annotated as sushi, nidogen and EGF like domains 1. Gene Ontology annotation, biological process: heterophilic cell-cell adhesion; establishment or maintenance of epithelial cell apical/basal polarity; cell-matrix adhesion. The transcript is spliced from 33 exons. The record is from RefSeq and is a predicted model, not a curated record. NCBI's taxonomy places the organism in Eukaryota, Metazoa, Chordata, Mammalia, Monotremata, Tachyglossidae. Gene Ontology annotation, molecular function: protein binding; calcium ion binding. Gene Ontology annotation, cellular component: plasma membrane; protein-containing complex. The coding region runs from base 389 to 4738 and encodes 1449 amino acids.
GGAAGGGGAGGAGAGAAAAAGAGUGAGGGAGAGAGUAAAAGAGAGACAGGGAGGAGGGAAAAACUGCUGCAUCAACUGACCUGCAGCUCUGAGACAUUUCUAUUUAUACAGAGACUGAAGAUUUCUGUGGUGCCUGAUUCCCCACAACCUUCAUUGUAAAAGGGGCGGGGGGAACCUGGGCUCCUUUUCCAUUACUAUUUGUGUGGCUUUCUUCCAGUCAGAGAGUUUUAUUAUAGAUUUACUGCCCUCUCUCCCUGCCAUUCCUGCCACUUAAAAAAAACAAAAACACAAAGUUGGCAAGGUUUUGUUUACUGAGAACCAAAAAAAAAAAGGUGUGACUUUCUGCUCCAAUAAACCAAACCAACAAUCCCAACAGCAUUUUGUGGAGAUGAGGGGCCUUGCUGGUUGGAUGCUGAUCGUCGCCCUGGGAAACUGGGUUUGGGUCCAGGGUCUGGUCCCUCUGGCUGACUUUUACCCCUUUGGCUUGGAGCAGGGGGAUGCUGUCACUUUGAAGCAGGAUGAUGGAGGUUCCGGGCUUCAGCCAAUCUCCAUCAAAUUUCCUUUCUUCGGAGUGGGACACACUGGACUUUAUGUGAACAACAAUGGAAUCAUCUCCUUCCUGAAGGAGGUGUCUCAGUUCACACCGGUUGCCUUCCCCAUCUCCAAGGACCGCUGUGUCGUGGCUGCUUUCUGGGCAGAUGUGGAUAACCGGCGAGCCGGGGAAGUGUAUUACCGGGAGAGUAAGAACCCAGCCACGCUGCGGAGAGCUACUCAAGAUAUUAGACAGUACUUCCCAGAGUUCACGGACUUCUCUGCACAGUGGGUUUUCAUCGCCACCUGGAACCGAGUGACCUUCUUUGGAGGCAGCUCCUUUUCCCCUGUAAACACCUUCCAGAUUGUCCUCAUCACAGAUGGCAAACUGUCCUUCACCAUCUUCAACUAUGAGUCUAUCACAUGGACUACUGGCAUGCACGCCAGCAGCGGGGGGGAUUUUGCUGGUUUGGGAGGCAUUGCUGCCCAGGCAGGCUUCAACGCCGGUGAUGGGAAGCGUUACUUCAACAUCCCUGGGUCCCGCACCGAUGACAUCGCAGACGUGGAGAUGACGACAAAUGUGGGUAUCCCCGGGCGCUGGGUGUUCAGAAUCGAUGAUGCCCAGGUGCAAGUGGGGGGCUGCAUCAACACAACCUCUGUGUGUUUGACACUUCGUCCCUGUCUGAACGGAGGGAAAUGUAUUGAUGACUGUAUUACUGGAAAUCCCUCAUAUUCAUGCUCCUGCCUUGCGGGCUUCACAGGAAAGAGAUGCCAUCUUGAUGUGAAUGAGUGUAUUUCCCACCCAUGUCAGAAUGGAGGUACAUGCAUCCACGGCAUCAACAGCUUCAGCUGCCAGUGCCCGGCAGGAUUCAAAGGGCCCAUCUGUGAGACAGUGGACUCCCCAUGUGACACCAAGGAAUGCCAAAAUGGUGGAGAAUGUCAGGCAGAAAAUGGGACCGCUGUGUGUGUGUGUCGAUCAGGAUACAUGGGAGAAGACUGCGAAAUCGAUAUAAAUGAAUGUGACUCGAACCCAUGUCUCAAUGAAGGACGAUGCAUUGAUUUGGUGGAUAAUUACACCUGUGAGUGUGUGGAUCCUUUCACUGGACGGCACUGUGAGACAGAUCCCUCCUCCUGUGAAGAGAGAAGCUGCAGGAACAGACAGACCUGUAACUAUAUCAGGCCUGGACGCUACGUCUGCAUAUGCUCCCCUGGUUACUAUGGAAAUAACUGCCAGUAUGGGGGUCCCAGGAUCCCGAGCGCUUGUCUCUCCAAUCCAUGCCAGAACGAGGGCACCUGCCUGGAGACGGACCAGGGAUAUAUCUGCGAGUGUCCCAGUGGGUACGCAGGUUCCGACUGCACAGACAAGCUUGCUGAAGAUUGUGAGUGCCGCAAUGGAGGGAAAUGUCUAGAUGGGAACUUCACCAUCUGCCAGUGUCCUCCAGGAUAUUUUGGUCUCCUUUGUGAAUUUGAAGUCACCGCUACAUCUUGCAACAUGAACACACAGUGUCCAGAUGGCGGUUACUGCAUGGAAUACGGUGGGAGCUACUUGUGUGUGUGCCACACCGACUACAGCACCAAUCACUCUCUGCCAUCUCCCUGUGACUCGGACCCCUGCCUCAAUGGGGGGUCCUGUGAUGCCCAGGAUGAUUCUUAUACGUGUGAAUGUCCUCGAGGGUUCCACGGCAUGCACUGUGAGAAAGUAAGGCCGAGACUGUGCAGCUCUGGACCGUGUCGGAACGGUGGCACCUGUAAGGAGUCGGACGGAGAAUACUAUUGCAGCUGCCCCUACCGAUUCACCGGGAGGCACUGUGAGAUAGGAAAGCCGGAUCCCUGUGCCUCCGGCCCGUGUCAGAACGGAGGAACCUGCUUCCACUACAUUGGCAAAUACAAGUGUGACUGCCCCCCAGGAUAUUCAGGGCGACACUGUGAAAUACCUCCUUCUCCUUGCUUCCUGAGUCCCUGUGAAAACGGCGCAACCUGUGAUGAGCGUGGUAUGGACUACAUCUGUCACUGCCCCGUUGGAUUCACCGGGAGACGCUGCCAAUCAGAGGUAGACUGUGGAGUUCCAGACAAGGUGAAACAUACUCAAGUACGGUUUAACUCUACCAAGAUGGGCUCACUUGCAGAAUACAAAUGUGAUCGUGGCUACGCUCUGAACUCUCACAACAACCCCAGGGUCUGCGGCGCACAAGGUGUCUGGAGUGAAGCUCCAGAGUGUGAUGAAAUAGACGAGUGCAGGUCUCAGCCAUGCCUUAAUGGGGGCUCCUGCAAGGAUCGCGUUGCCGAAUUCCUCUGUGUGUGUGGAGCAGGAUACACGGGACACUAUUGUGAGUUGGAGAUUAAUGAGUGCCUGUCAGAUCCCUGUAAGAAUGGAGGAAUUUGCAAAGAUUUCCCAGGAUCUUUUACUUGCCAGUGUCCUGACGGCUUUUUAGGAAUCCACUGUGAAACAGAAGUGGAUGCCUGCAAUUCAAGUCCUUGUCAGAAUGGAGGAGAGUGUGAAAAUUAUGGAGGCUCCUUCUUGUGUGUCUGCCCGGAAGGAUUCUUUGGCUACCACUGUGAGAUAGCCAGCGAUCCUUGUUUCUCCAAUCCCUGUGGGAGCCGAGGCUACUGUCUGUCUAACAAUGGAUCCCAUGGCUGCACCUGCAAGGUGGGCUACACCGGCAAGAACUGCGAAAAAGAACUGCUGCCGCCCAUGUCUUUAAAGGUCGAGAGGGUAGAAGACAGCGGCGUCUCUAUUUCUUGGCGUCCACCGGAGGACCAAGCGGCAAAGCAGAUGAUCGACGGCUACGCGGUGACUUACGUCUCCUUCGACGGUUCUUACCGCCGGACGGAUUUUGUGGACCGGAGCCGCUCUGCCCACCAGCUGCGGGCUCUGGCUUCGGGCCGAGCCUACAACAUCUCCAUCUUUUCCGUGAAACGCAACGUCAACAACAAAAAUGACAUCAGCCGGCCAGUCACGCUCGUCACCCGCACUCGGCCUCGCCCGGUGGAGGGCUUUGAAGUCGCCAACGUGUCAGCCACCACCAUCACAGUGCAGUGGGCGCUCCACAGAGUCAAGCACUCGACCGUCAACAAGGUCCGCAUGUCCAUCCGCCACCUCGGGGAUCGGGAGGACCGCACCGUGGAGCUGGACAACAGCAUUUCUAAGUACACAUUCUGGGAUCUCUUGCCUGGAGAGCGGUAUAUUAUCCAUGUGGCCACCCUCAGUGGGGUGGGAACUGAAGACCAUCCCUCAGAGAGCUUGGCCACUCCCCCUGUCCAUGUGUGGACUCGGCCUCUUCCUCCCAGGAACCUCACUGCCUCCCGAGUGGCAGCCACGUCUGCCCACAUGGUGUGGGAACACCCGCUGGCCAGCGCUUCGGUGGAGGGCUACAUCAUCAAUGUCACCACCAAUCAGAGCGUGAAGAGUCGCUACGUCCCUAAUGGAAAGUUAACCGGCUACACCGUACGUGACCUGCUUCCGGGUCAAAGGUAUCACCUUUCAGUGACCGCUGUACAGAAUACCGAGCAAAGUCAAGUUCACAGUGACCCUGCCCACCUGUAUAUUAUCACCUCACAGAGGGAAGGAACUUCCGACAGGCGGUGGGGUCAAGGGGGGAAUGCCAGGGUGCUCCGGAACAGACUGCCCCCAGCAUUCCUGCCGGAACUGCGACUGUUAGCCGACCACGAUGUCCCGGAGGAACCGCCCCAGCCCUCCAGGUUUACUGAGCUGGUGGAUGGCAGAGGAAGGAUCAGUGCUAAAUUCAGCAGUUUACCCAAUAAAUCGGUCACCGUGAGAUCCCAACCAGAGACUCCUGUGAAGCUGGAAAACAUGGAGGAGUCCACCAAUCGGAUCAGCUUGGCUCUACAACUCUCAGAGCCUGAGAACAAGAAAAGAGAAAAUGACAACAGGAACUGUUCGGUAAACCCUUGCAGAAACGGGGGUACGUGUGUGAUCGGGACGGAUUUGCGCACCUGUGACUGCACCCCAGGAUUCAAAGGCAGAUACUGCGAGCUAUCCUGUAAGAAGGUGCCACACUCCUGCACGCGGCUAUUUUCGGAAACGAAGUCCUUUCCUGUCUGGGAAGGAGGAGUCUGCCAUUAUGUGUAUAAACGGGUCUACAAGAUCCACCAGGACAUCUGCUACAAGGAGAGCUGCGAGGGGACGACUUCAAAGAAGACGCCAAACAGGAAACUGAGUAACAGUCAAACGCUGAAGAGGACUUAAGGAUCCCAAACAAGGGUGGUUUCGGCUUGUCUGCUCCAAGAGCUUUUAAACCCCAGGAACACCAGAUCUACUAGAAGAAUCAGGAGACACCUUACUGACUGCCUCCGCUCUUCGCAAGCCUCUCUGGGAUAAACAGUCACGUCUGAACGCCGCACAACCCCCUUCUCCCUCCUUCGAGGCAGGACCGACUUUCCUAUGGUAUCUGUCUUUACCCACCAAGACAAGCGACGCUGAAAUGUCUCCCUCGGUCUUUUCCGGCGGCUUUCUGGGUGACCGGGGCUGUGGUUUUCUCUGGAAUACGAAUGCGGCUGUCCGUGUGCAUUGGGCUCCACCAACUGACUGCCGUUAAAAGUUGCAAUGACCGAAAACUGGAUCCCAAGACCAGCGUUAAAAAAAAAUAGAAAUCUCCCUUCUUUUCAGAGGUAGCAAUUGAUAACAAUAAUAAUAAUAAUAA